GGUGGUGGCACCACUGUUGUUAUGGUCUUUGACGUCUCCAAGUUCCGACAGAGGAGAAUUUAGUCUGCAAUUCUUUGUGUCUUGUUUCGAUUGUUGCCCAGUUCUAAACCCCAACGCAGUCAUGGGGGACGAGGUUCGUGAAGCGGAUGGUGAGAAGCGUGUUGAAGCUCCAACCAACCAAGAUAAUCUCAUUAUGGAACAGCAGCGUCAAAUUGAGGAAGAGAUAUCAGAAGCUAUUCCCCUUGUUGGUGUCAAAGAAGACCUUCUUUGCGCCCUUGAGAAAGAGUAUGCUGCUGAUCCGAUUUACACAAUGAAAGCCAAAGAUCUGUCAAGUAAAUACAGCAGCAUUAGAAGAAUGAGACCAGACGGAAAUUGCUUUUUCCGUGCAUUUGCAUAUGCCUAUUUUGAGCGACUGCUGACCAACAAGGACGAAUAUAAGAGUUUCUAUGACAUUGUUUCCAAAAGCAAAGACGAUUUGAUUGAGCUUGGUUUCCCUCAAUUCACACUGGAAGACUUCUAUGAUACUUUUAUGGAAGUUGUGGAGAGAAUUGGUGGUGGUGAAAUGGCCCAGGAUGAGCUGUAUGAGCUUUUCAAUGUCACCGGCCAAUCAAACUACAUUGUUGUAUACCUACGUCUCAUCACUUCGGGCAAACUGCAACGGGACGCUGAUUUUUAUCUCAACUUCAUCGAUGGCAACCGCACAAUGACGGCAUUUUGCCAUCAGGAAGUUGAACCUAUGUUCAAAGAGAGUGACCACAUCCAUAUCAUCGCCCUCAGUGCUGCCCUGAAUGUCGGCGUGCGCGUCAGAUACAUGGACCGUGGGGAUUCAGCUCAAGUCAUCGCCCAUGACUUCCCUGAGGGCACCACGCCAGCAGUGCACCUUCUGUACAGACCUGGACAUUACGACAUUCUGUAUGAGCAUUAGGUUGUGAUCUUGUAUGAAAUAUUUCUGAGAGGUUUAUUUAGAGAAAUACCUGUGCACAGUGCUAAAAUAAUACAAUAAGUCCUAAAAUAGCUGGUUCAACUGUACAAGAAUUAUUGUAAAAUACCUCAGUGUUUUUGCCAAGAAAUUAUUUGUAGUGUUACCUGCUUAAAAUGCAGUGCAGUGUAAAAGUCUGUUCUUAAGUCUGACAUCUUAAAAUAAUCUUAAGCUAUAAAUUAUCUGGACCCUUUAGUGCUGUAGAAAAAUAAUAAUCAUACCAGCACAUUCAUCUAGGUGAUGCACUCGGAUGCUUGAGGAACUUUUUUUCAUACUCUGCUAUAUCUGCCAAAUUAGAUAAAGUAAAGUUUAUCGAAGAAUACUUGGAUUUUUCUUGUGUAACUACUUGAAAUACAUAUACAAGUGAGUUAGUUUCACCUCUAAUGCUAGAAAGGUGUUAUACAAUUUCAAAUCUUCUCAGGGAGCUAAGAUUUUAGUUUUAUAAUCUGUGAAGCUGACUGAGCCAAUGUUUAUUCUGAUCCGGGAAAAGAAAAAGACAAACUGUGCUGUGUUUUUAAAGAACUCCAAUGCAGCUAUGUGUUAUCAGUUCUACUGUGCUAAUUUAGCUUUAGGUAAAGAAUAUGACAAGAUAAAUUUGUGACUUCUGGGGACAACCAGCCUUAAGGCAAGAAAAAAUGAGAACGAUUAUUCCUUUUGGAUUUCUUCUUUUUUUGCUCUUUCUGUGAUAUUGCACUCAUAAUGCACUGUGAUCAGGUGACAAUGGGCUUAACACAAUCAGUGAUAUUCUUCUUUGCUGAUACCACUUCAUUUCUACAAAUUGUACUUCAUAAAGAUCUGAUUGUUUUGACAAUAGAUUUGGAUUAUUUUAUUUCUUCACUACUGAAUGUUGUUGUUUUCUUUGGCACCUUAUGGCCAGUCAAUGAUUGCUAACUGAACCUUGAUGGUGUUGUGUAUUGCACCACUGAAUAUUCUUUUGAAUGUGUUUCAAAGAAAAGGAUGACAAUGUAGAGAGUAAGACUGCAGAUCAACUUGCAUCAUUGCGCAAUAAACAUGCAGCUAGUCAGUUUCAAAACAUUUAAUAAAUUUUGUUCUGAAAUAAUUUUAUUUACUGAAUAUCGAAUUCUUUAUCUUGUAAUAUUCACAGCAUACAAAGUGGUUGAUAAAUUGUUUUAUGGACCAGUUAAAAUCAUUCAAUCAGUUGACAUUGUCUUGUCUGUCAUGAGCAUUUAAAAAUAGCUUCUUUAAAAUUAGGAAGGGCAUGAACUAUGCAGAGAAUUGUGGGGAAUCCUACUUUUUUUUGGCAGAUACCUAACAAGUUUGUCAUGUGUAUUUAAAGUGUGUCUGUGGUUCCAAGUAAGUGUGAUAGUUUUUCUUUUAGUGUGAAUGUAGAUGUGACUGUGAAGGUCUUCACUUGUAUCAUGUCUAAGUAUGAAUGGCGGGUAUAAUUUCAGAGACCAAUUGGAAUUAUAGGGCAUGUAUCAUGAAGGACAUCUUAUCAAGAGGAAAUUAACUGUCUCCAAAAUUUGGACACGAUUGCAUAUCCAAUGCGCUUGAUAAGUUGACCUUCAUAAUACGCAUACGUAUAAAAUUUUAUCUCCUCGGUAAAUUGUGAUGUUAGAGUUUGGUUCAUAUCGUUGUAGUUUUCUAUUCAAUAGAUUAACUUGUACACCAGUUGUUAGCACUCCUUUUGGAAUUUCUUAGUUCUUGUUUCAUCAGGGGCUACAGAAAGUUGUACCUUUGUGAUGUUCUGUAGAACCCUCAUAUUAUGUGUUAAAGAUGCGAAUGAAUCAAUAAAAUUGGUUUGUCAGAU
Thrips palmi is the source of this 2750-nucleotide messenger RNA. RefSeq names its product ubiquitin thioesterase otubain-like. The record is from RefSeq and is a predicted model, not a curated record. Gene Ontology annotation, biological process: protein K48-linked deubiquitination. Gene Ontology annotation, cellular component: nucleus. Gene Ontology annotation, molecular function: ubiquitin binding; cysteine-type deubiquitinase activity. Bases 122 to 925 code for a protein of 267 amino acids. The transcript is spliced from 7 exons. NCBI's taxonomy places the organism in Eukaryota, Metazoa, Arthropoda, Insecta, Thysanoptera, Thripidae.